Molecule: messenger RNA, 1233 nt
Organism: Salvelinus namaycush (lake trout)
Lineage: Eukaryota; Metazoa; Chordata; Actinopteri; Salmoniformes; Salmonidae
Product: leucine-rich repeat-containing protein 75A-like
Exons: 5
Coding region: 1-1233 (410 amino acids)
Source: RefSeq, a predicted model, not a curated record
AUGGGCACCAAACAGACCAAAGGUGCCGGGUGCCAAGAGGCUGGGCCCAGCCCACAGCACGGGUGGAAACGGACCCCUACCAAAGAGAGGGGUGACAUCUUUACCUCCUUCAUGUUGAGGUCAGGGGACCGGCUGAGUCGUGGAGGGUCCCCUCCGCCCUACCAGCGCCGGAUAGGCAUGAUCCAGGAGAUGAUGCUGAUGGCCAAGCAAGGCAAACAGGACAAGGCCACAGAGAUGCUGCAGACACUCCGGCAGGACUUGGGGAUGGAGUCCACGUCUCUGGAUGACGUGCUGUACCGUUACGCCAGCUUCAGGAACCUGGUGGACCCCAUCACCCACGACCUCGUCAUCAGCCUGGCCAGAUACAUCCAGUGCCCCCCCAAGACAGGCCCGGAUUCUCUGGGUGCCAUGGAGAAGGUAUGUCGCCAGUUGACCUAUCACCUGAGCCCACACUCACAGUGGAGACGGCAGGGCAUACUGAAGAGGAAGCCGCUGGCUUGUCUCAAGGUCAUGUUGUCGACCCCUCCCCCUAACGGGGCGCUGGACCUUUCGGGCAUCCCCCUGACGGUGCGUGACAUGGAGCGCCUUUGUGCCUAUCUGCAGCGCCACGCGCCCAUCAUCUGCAGCCUGGAGCUGGGCUUCACCGAGCUCACCGAUGACGCCUUCCUCCUCCUCCUGCCCACGCUGGCCGCCCUGCCCCGCCUGGAGACCCUGGCCCUCAACGGCAACCGGCUGACCCGUGCCGUCCUCAAGGAGCUGACGGACAGCCUGAAGGACCCGGCCAGCUUCCCCAGUGUCACGUGGAUCGAUCUGGGCAACAACGUGGACAUCUUCUCCCUGCCCCAGCCCUUCCUGGUGAGUCUGAGGAAGCGCUGCCCCAAGCAGGGCAACCUGCCCACCAUCCUGGAGUUUGGUGAGAGCCAGGCCAGCGAGCCUGAGGGGAGGAUUGAGGAGAUGAUGGAAGAGUUGCUGGACUUUGACCUGGAGGUGCAGGGGAAGGAGAACGAGAUCGAGGACAGCAUGUGGACAAUGGAGGAGCAGAGGAGGGAGGAGACACGGGGACAGGGAAUUAGGAAGAUGGUGGAGAGGGCGGAGCUAGAGGAGGAAGACACACAGAGUGAGUCCUCCCACUUGUCGUGCUCCAGCCAAUCGCAGCAUUCCUCAGGAGUGGUUGAGCUGAUGAAGGAGGAUGAAGGAGAGGAGGGGACUGAUCACUUAAACCACCUAACCUGA